ACCCUCUCUGGGCCGAGCCUAUAAACAGACAGGCUUUAUAAACACUGCUACUCUUCUCUCUCUCACACAAUCACUGUCGAGGAGAUCCAGUGCGGUUGCAUGGAAAUGGACAGCGAGAUAGAAAGUGGUAGGAAGAGACGAGUCAACAGCAAAGAUGAUCUGAUAGCUGAUGUUGGUUCAGGGAGCCUAGGUUGCUGUGGCUGGCUCAUUGUGAUCCUGUCCGGACUGUGCGUCUUCUCCCUGUUCCCCUUCACCAUCUGGUUCUGUAUAAAGAUAGUUCAGGAGUAUGAACGUGCUGUCAUCUUCAGGCUGGGCCGUAUUACAGACCGGAAUGCUAAGGGACCAGGUAUCUUUUUUGUGCUGCCAUGCACAGACUCCUUCGUGAAGGUGGACCUGAGAACCGUGUCAUUCGACAUUCCUCCACAGGAGAUCCUGACUAAGGACUCCGUGACAGUGUGUGUUGAUGGGGUGGUGUACUUCCGGGUGAGUGACCCCAUCUCCUCGGUGGCCAACGUGUCCAACGCAGACUUCUCCACCCGUCUCCUGGCCCAGACCACCCUGAGAAACGUCCUGGGAACCAAGAACCUGGCAGAGCUGUUAUCAGACCGCGAGGGCAUCUCACACAGUAUGCAGGCCAGUCUGGACGAGGCUACUGACCCGUGGGGUAUCAAGGUGGAGCGUGUGGAGAUCAAGGAUGUGAAGCUGCCCCACCAGCUACAGAGAGCCAUGGCUGCAGAGGCAGAGGCCACCCGGGAGGCCAGAGCGAAGGUGAUAGCGGCGGAGGGGGAGAUGAACGCCUCUCGGGCCCUGAAGGAGGCGUCUCUAGUGAUCGCUGAGUCUCCAUCAGGCCUCCAGCUGAGAUACCUCCAGACCCUCACCACCAUCGCUGCGGAGAAGAACUCCACCAUCAUCUUCCCUCUGCCCAUGGACGUCAUCAGUCACUUCAUGAAAAAGUGAUGUCAUCAAAACUCGCCACCCGCCACUCCUGUCUAAUGUAACCAUUCAAUCAGUUUGUUUAGUUGAUUCAGGUGAUUUGAAAGAAGAAGAAAAAAGUUUCAUUUAUUUUUUGCGAGGAUUGUUUCAGAUUUCAGGAUCAGAUGGGAAUGAAACACAACCCAAUAACCUUUUAGGGAAUGUCUAUCUGAGUGGCGAAGACCUUCAUUUGUCUGUUAUGGUGGAAAUUGAAAACCAUUUAAAUGUCUUUCUGGUGUGUUAAAAAAUAUUUAAAAAAUAUGUUUGAAAUACACUGUUAUAUUGAUAAUUUAUUGGAUAUUAUAAACUGUGUGGUUCAAGCCCUGAAUGCUGAUUGGCUGACAGCCAUAGUAUAUCAGAUCGUAUUUCACGGGUAUGACAAAAUAUACAUUUUUACUCCUCUAAUUACGUUGGUAACCAGUUUAUAAUAGAAAUAAGGCACCUCAGAGGUUUGUUAUAUAUGGCCAAUAUACCACGGCUACGGGCUGUGUCCAGGCACUCCGCGUUUAAUCGUACCCAAGAACAGCCCUUAGUCGUGGUAUAUUGGCCAUAUAUCACACCAUAUAUCACACCCCUCGGGCCUUAUUGUUUAAUUGAACUUUAUUUUUGUAAUCUUUAUAUUUUGAUAUUCUUCAAUAGAAUUACAAUUCAGAAAUCAUGCAUGUACACUGAACGAAAAUAUAAACGCAGCAUGUA
Oncorhynchus keta (chum salmon) is the source of this 1668-nucleotide messenger RNA. RefSeq names its product stomatin (EPB72)-like 3b (gene stoml3b). Lineage: Eukaryota; Metazoa; Chordata; Actinopteri; Salmoniformes; Salmonidae. The record is from RefSeq and is a predicted model, not a curated record. The coding region runs from base 100 to 957 and encodes 285 amino acids. The transcript has 7 exons. Gene Ontology annotation, cellular component: plasma membrane.